UCUGUUUGUUUAUUUGCUCUCUUAUUACCAUUCACACCUUCCCACAUUCCCCACCUACUCCAAACGCAACUCACCUACUCCCUCCCUAAACAAAUGAACCCCCACACUUUCUAGGACGAUGUUCUUUCCUGCUAUUUCAGCUUUAAGCGUCCACGAGGCCUAAGAAGUCUGAAGAACUUUGAUAUAUUUUUCAUAUGGGAGAAACUCAAGAAAAACAGCACCACAUUUCUUUUGAAGAGGAAGCUGAUAAAGGAGCAGAUUAUAUGGCGAAUAGUUCAAAUAUUACUAUCUCUCAAUCAUUAACUUCAUGGCGUGCAAAAUACAAGAGGUGGCUCGAAAUAGGCUUCAACUCUUUAUUAGUUCUAAUUUGCCUAUCAGCUGCUACACUACUCGGCGAGCUUUACUACAAAGAAGGUGGAAAAAGCACUUGGGUGAAUUCACUUGUACAAACUGGUGGAUUUCCAGUACUUUUCCCAAUUCUCUUCUUGAAAAAAAGAGAAGAAACUCAAGACGACGACAACGCGAGGAAUAACAAAAAUCCAUCGGUUUGGAUGUUUUUAUCUGUCUAUGUUUUUCUCGGUUUACUAUUGGGUGGAAGUUGCAUGUUGAAUGCUGUCGGAUUAUUACACCUCCCUGUUUCAACAUUUUCCUUAAUUGCCGCUAGCCAAUUAGGGUUCAAUGCCCUCUUCUCAUUUUUCCUUAAUUCCCAAAAAAUAACUACUUAUAUAGCCAAUUCUAUAAUUUUACUCACAAUCUCCUCAAUUCUUCUUGUGUUUCAACCUAUUGAUUCCUCUUCAGGCAACGGCGAAUCAUCGAAAGGGAAGAGUUAUACAAUAGGAUUUAUUUGCACACUUUUUGGUUCAGCAGGUAUGGCGUUGUUGUUAUCCACCACUGAACGUAUUUUUAGAAAAAUUAUGAAAAAACGCACAGUGAGACAAGUGAUGAACGUAGUGAUUUGGCAAUCUUUUUUCGCCACGUGUGCGAUUCUCAUUGGCCUUUUCGCGACUGGAGAAUGGAAGUGGAUGAAAUCAGAGAUACAAGAAUAUAAGUUAGGGAAAGUAUCAUAUGUUAUGACUUUAGUAUGGACUGCAUUGUGUUGGCAGAUUUACACAAUUGGACUUCUCAACUUGAUUAUGAAGGUAUCUGCUUUGUUUGCUAAUGUGAUUACCACAUUAAGUGUGCCCUUAAUUCCAGUUCUGGCUGUCAUUAUAUUUGAUGAGAAGAUGAGUGGGGUGAAAGCUGUUUCUAUGAUUUUGGCUCUUUGGGGAUUUUUAUCCUAUGGUUAUCAGCAAUAUCUUGAUGAACUAAAGCUCAAAGCUGAAAAAUCUGCGGAAAAAGAAGAAUCUGAAGUUUCACUUGUUGAAAGAGGAUUAAGCGGUGGAAAUUAAUUAAAUUCUUACUAAUUGUAGAAAAGGAUGUGUUUUUUUUUUCCAUUUUCUUUUAGUGUAAAUGAUGAGACUUUCUUAAUUUAUCUUCAUGGCAGCUUUUUUCCCCAUGUUUUAGUUAAACCAAGUUCAGUACAUUAAAUUCAUGAUAUUCAGCAAAAUUUGUCAUA
Molecule: messenger RNA, 1555 nt
Organism: Nicotiana tabacum (common tobacco)
Lineage: Eukaryota; Viridiplantae; Streptophyta; Magnoliopsida; Solanales; Solanaceae
Product: purine permease 21
Cellular component (GO): membrane
Molecular function (GO): purine nucleoside transmembrane transporter activity
Source: RefSeq, a predicted model, not a curated record